Microsporum canis CBS 113480 is the source of this 9303-nucleotide messenger RNA. RefSeq lists its product as hypothetical. NCBI's taxonomy places the organism in Eukaryota, Fungi, Ascomycota, Eurotiomycetes, Onygenales, Arthrodermataceae. The record is from RefSeq and is a predicted model, not a curated record. The transcript has 6 exons. Bases 1 to 9303 code for a protein of 3100 amino acids.
AUGAAGAAACCUUACCCCCCUUCAGCUUGCUCGAAGCUUGAGUACGUGUUCAAUCACAUAGUGCUCCCGCCUCGUCUUCCUGGAAAGGAGGAAAACUGUGAUGAUGAUAUUCGAUACGAGCUUCUAUCAUUCCUUCAGGACGCGUCAUUAGCCUUUAAAUCUGACUCUGAUAAAGACCUGAGUGCUAUCGGACUGUCUCUCGGCAAGGUUCUUGAGAUUUGCGAGGCUACCAACCUUGGUGGUAAACUAGACAAGUCCACACUGUUACGUGAAUUUCAGGAUAUUGAACCCAAGACCCCUAUCAUUCUCCAUGUUAAAGAACAGAAUGCUGGGCUACUUAUCUGCAAAGACUACAGAGAUGGAGAAGAGAUAGUGCUUUUUGAAGCCUUCGAGGCAUCAGCGGUAUCUGAAAAGGUCCUCUCAGUCGAAGGUUCACUACAAUGGGACUUCCCAGGCGAAGCCGUUGUCAUUCCAUAUACUGUUUUUACCCAGGAAUCGUUCCAAAAGUCACUAUCAAAUUUUCUCGAAUGCGCAAGCACUGAAUCAAUAAAGAGGUUUGCAGCUUGUGUUCUAAAAGCUGGAUCAGUUGCAUUCGAAAACCGCGAUACCACCGAUCCAGCUUUGAUUACUCAGAUGCUGAUGACCUUACUCGAGGCAAAUGGCUCGAGAAUAUUUCCCCCCCUUUUAAGGAAGCGUGUCCGUGACGAAGUUUCCUGGGCUCCUGGUGGUGAGUCUGGAGCUGCUUCACUCUCGCCAGAUAAACUGUCGCUCCUGAAGGCAAAGCUAGCAAGGCGCCUAUCUAAGCUAGAAUUAGAUCGGGAGAAAGCACAGCACGACGACAGAGUGAUCUAUGACCGAUUGUUUGAAAAAUUCGAACACAGCUUCCAAAGCUCUAUCAGUAAUGCUAAUGAUCACAUUGCUAGUGAAUGGAGUGCAUUCAAGGCCCACAUUCAACGCAGAAUUCCCCGUCUUCCAACUCAUGCAGAUGCAGAAUCGCUAAACCUUUCUCUAACAAAUAGUAAGGAAGAAAUUGAAAAAGUAUUAUCCCAAUACGAAAGAGAUGGGUUAUCUAAGAAUUCAAAAUGGUCGAACUACAAGGACUUCAACCCUAAGCACUCGAAUGCUUUUGGCACAUUUGCAAAUAUCUACAAUGACCUCUCUAUGCAAGAGUUGAUACCUGAUGAAGCCUUCCUAAAUCUCAAUGUCGACACACCCAGCGCCUGUACCACGAUUGCGGGCCACAUCAAACAGUAUCUAGACAAAGUUGAAAAACCAUACGAUGACAACCCUGAGCAAAAGAGCAUCAUGAUUUUAAAUGUCAUACGACUUUGGGUGGCACUUGACAAAUAUGCAACCGAGCUAUACCCCUUGUUGCUUGAUUAUCACCCUGGAAUCUCGCCGGAUCUACUUGAUGUACUACAGCUAUCCAGUCUCAGAGACAUAACCCGAUUGAACACCAUUCAGGAAUAUAUCGAUACCCGAUGUACACAGAGUCUGUCUCGGAGAACCAUUUUUGACGAUCCGACAGAGGGAUGCUUUGCAGAAAAAUAUUUUGACUCAUCAGAAGACGCUCAUAUACUUCAAAGCCUCCAUUUGAAGAUUAUAUCUCAGGCAAAGAGGGCUUACGAGAAAAAAGUGUGUGAUUGGCAAGUUAUGAGCGAAAAAUUUGAAGCUCUGCAGAAGAAAAUUGCCCAAUCCUUCUGUAGUUACGUCACCAACAGAUUUGGAGGGGUGGAUCACGAUAACAACUGCGAGAAAUGCUACGAUCAACGUCGGGCAAACCGCAUGACAAUUAAAAUUCAUGAGCACCCACUUCCAAGCAAUCCAGUUCAAGCCAAAGCUGUGGUAUUUGAACUUCAGUGUCCAGAGGCUUUCAGAGCCUACCGUAACGCAACCUGGCAGGCAUUUGGUGUUAUGGCUUGCCCUAAUACGCAGCCUAAAAUUGAACCUAAGCUAUUAAUUUAUGAGUAUAGCGAACUCCAAAAUUUUGUUACUGGCAACCCGUACGGAUUUACACUUGCAUCAACGAGGAAGUCUUUGUUAUCGACCCAUUACAGAGGAGUUUAUUUUCCAGUGAGACUAGAGGACAUAUGUUUCGACAAUAAUCUAAAAGUUAGAUAUUAUAAUACCUACACCGGAACAUUCUCCAACCGACAAAGUUAUACUGCAAGCUUUUCUCACCAUCUUCGGAUGAAUACCCCUAUAAACUCUCCAUUUGCAUCCAUCACACCUCAAGGCAGCUUGUCAGGCUCAUCCUCUUAUGAGAUUAUAGCAAGUCAACCGUCUUGUCCUGCGGGUUUGAAUGCUCACGAAUUCAUGGCUUAUAAAUCUCUUUUCUCCGGCAUUAUUAGUCGUUGGCCUACAAUCCUUGUUGAACUUGGAUCCUCAAACUUGAACUUUAGCACCAAGGGUCCCUCCUCGUUAAUUUGCCAACUUGCAAUACAGGCAGGCCCAAGAGAUAAAAAUGACCCUUUUCGAGUAGUGCAUAAGAUAUUUCACGAUGAAUCUUUUUGCACUCAAUUAAUUACAAUGCUUCAAGAACGACUAGUUGGGAUUGCAUCAAACUGGCGAGAGACUGAUUGCAUGGAGAUGCUAAUUACACUGAUUCUCCGAUUAUGCAGUUUGGCUCCAGUCAAGGUUCUUGAGAAGGCUCUCGUUCUACUAGGAAUGGCCCAGGAAACUCUAUUGAAAUGGGUUCGGCACUUACGCCAUGAAAUUUGCACCUCUGGUGAUUCAGAUAUCAUUGCGAACUGUUCGGAAUUCGCUUUCAUCGUUGCAUUACUUCUAAGGAGGACCUUUGCUGUCUACGCGGAAAACAUUCCGGGAUACACGGGGAACAUGACGGAAAGAGAUAUACGCUGCUUUAUUGAGGCAUCUAUCUCACUCCAAGAUAAUGCCCCUAGUGACUUGAAGUCACUAUCACCAUCUCCACGACGUGCACUUAUCCGAGACUUAAAAAUGGUAUACCGGAUGCGCUCCAUACUAUCACAAUCUUUGAAUAAUCACUCUGGUAGUCUAGGUGCUGUUAUCACAGAAAUUUGGACUCAGAGCUCUCAAACGGUUGGAGAAUUCUCUGACCUUAAGUUAAUAGAAGGAUGUGAAUGGGCUGAGAUUGAGAUCAGCCCUACGAUCACCUCAAGGAAGCAAACUGUUCAUUACCACAUUCUUGAAGGGCAUUUACUUGUUGAUGGUCAGCCUUUAGCAACUCUUCCAGCAAAUUACCGAAAUGCCAUGGUUAUAGACCGCCUAUUUGGAAAUCAGAGAUUACUUGUCUAUCCUUCGUCGCUCCAGGGUAUGUCAUAUGUUUUUCCCUUCGAGGUCAAUAAACAGAGAAUCCACAUAGGCUUUCGGGAUGGCAAAACCUUUGUUCGAGCAGAGACUAGGGGCAUAGUUUAUGAAUUCCUCCCCUGCGAAAUAUUCGGGUCUAAGAGGAAUUUUGACCUUCCUGGACCCUUGGUGGAAAAUUGCAUUCAUUGGCUUAAUUUGUCAACUGGAAAAAUUAAAAUUAGAAGGAGACCCAACAUAUGGCAUGAUAAGGAGAGUAACUGGGAAGUCGAUUUCUACAAUCGAAAAGCUUGUCGCCGUACUGUUACUUUGGUUGAUCCUCACAGCCAGCUUUUCCGCCUUGUCACUAGUGUAUUUGACGGUUUUGAGAACCCUGGAUACAUAACUAUUUUUCAGCCAUCUGAGAGACGCCUUUCGGUGGAACUUCGCCGCCUGGAACUUGACUUUAACGUUUCUGAAGGUGGAUACCUUAAGUGCAAACAAUUGAACUCAGUUAUCGACAUGAAUCAAGAUGCAGGUACAUGGUAUGGGCUAAACAGCAAGCUCGUCCUCCGCGAUGUGGAUAAUCAUGAGCAGCGCAGUAUCAUCGUGCCCAUGGGCCCUAUACGCAGCACCAGGAAUGGCAUUCAUGUUACCGUAUUUGCGGAAAAUCAGGGAACUUACGGUCGAUUCUUCAUCAAUAACUCGCUUGGGAGGCUAGACUGCCCAGCUGAGCCUUGGACUUUAUAUGUCAAAGCUCAGUUUCACGCGUAUACGUCUUUUGUUAUACCUGAUCAGCUGACAGGCCGUACAGGAACGGAAGAAGCCGUUCAUUGCCUAGAUUCGGGCUAUAGCCAGCCAUGGACUACGGUGAAUUCUGGGCCCCAUGAGACUCUUCAGUCUAUCGCACAGCUGGCUCCAACUAGGGUUUAUUACCCUCCAGGCUCAAAGACUGUUCAGCACACUACUUGGAAUGAGAACUUAACACCAUGGAUUCAACAUGAGAUUUUUUCAUUUUUAGUUGAGAAAAUCCGCGAAACAGAGAGACAGCUGAGGCAAUUCAAUGUUAAUGAGGCUGGUCAGCUAACUACCAAGCCCGUUUGGGAUGAUUUUCUGAUGAAGAGGGCUUAUCGGAGAAGAAAUGCAUAUCAAAGGCCUAAUGCGGGGUUUCAUGAGUUGUCCUUUUUGGAAGAUACAAUGUACGAGUCGCGAGAUCGAUUCCGGGAAGAUCAAAGCCGUACCAAUGUCUUUGAGAUCAGUAGCUUUGUGAAAAACUGGUCAACAAACACAGGAGCUCAUAUUGACUUGAUCAAAAAGCUGGAGGCUUGGCCUACAAUAGGAGGAUACCAUCAAAUUUUUGACAAGGUUCUCUUAAGUGAUAUGCUUGAUGCACAAUUCGAUAAAUCUUGGGGUUCGAUUGUUAACUUCUGCCGCAACUCUGAGGCAGAGAAGAAGUACCGCCUUAUGAUGAUGAUGGCCUUGAUGUCUUUUUCCAGCCACGCUGACAUGGAAAUAAUACGGACUCUGGUUCUUUUCGCUACGGUUCCAAGCCUAAAAUCUCUGAAUCCACCAAAGUGGGUUCAUUAUAAGGAUUUUCGCUACAACCAACAGCCCACGGUGGCCUAUCUCCGUAAAUUAAUCCAGAAUUGCAGUGUCCCAUACACUGGAGACGAACGGGGUUUUUUGCCGCUAAACAUCAAGACGAGGAAACGACUUGAAGCUGCAGAAAGGGAACAUGAGAAGCGAGUCGAAAGAGAUGCUGUUGCGUUUUCAGAAUUUAUCUUUGCACAAUGGCCUUGUUUUGAGCCAAGUACACUAGAGAUGCCUGAUAUCUCGUUGCUGGACGUACAGCUAGCCUUGAAAUUAAUCCUUCCAGAUUGGUCUCGGCUUUUCCAAAAUUCGGAAUUAUCUAACUAUCUUGCCAAAGUCCAAGCGACUUUACUCUCCAACAACUUUGGAAAGUUCGAACCGUUCAACUGCUGCAUUAAGUCCAUGGCUACAGAAAUUUUUCCCACUAGAACUCGAGGAGUUGAUAUCCCUACUCUUAUGGGCAAUCUGUUACGCAAGCCUUGCAUGGUAUAUACUCACGAGCGUUAUCCGAUAAAGGCCGUAAAUAAUGGUCAUGAUACCCUACUUACAAGUAGUGGGAAGCACAGUUUUCUCAAUUCUGGCGAACAGGCAGAUAUUCAGAAUAUGUUUACACCUCAAAGAGGGGGUUUCUCGGAGACCCUUGAACUCGAAAAAAUCAUCAAGAGAAUUGCAAAUUCCCCUUCGUUAGUUAGACAACAAUAUGGACAAGAUUUAAUGACUAGUCUCAAUGCACUGAGAGUUAUUAAAACUGCACAUGGACUAACAAGUAAGGAAUUUGAACCCUCCACUCUUUAUAAGAACAUUGCUUUAGCGACCCAAGAGGUACAGCACCACCUCGAGCAUCUCAAGUCUGCCCUGAACGGAAAUGAUUUACGUUUUCGUUGGCUACAUUCUGCAGGUCUAUGGCCUUGCAUGACAACAGUUACCCUACUUGAGCAGCUUCGUUCCACCUUUAAGGGUGUUUUUGGACCUGGAAUGAAAGAGAGCCUCAUCGCUUUUGCAGUAGCAAUUGUUUCCAGACAACGUCUCCUGAGAAUCAAAGAUGCGUACUUACGACAUAAAUACCAGAUACUUGAUGAUGAGCAAAAAUAUACGCCGCAUCUGAACUGGGACCCUGCCCUUCAUCCGGACUGGCUACUACUACAGAUUGACGCAGAUAUUUGUAUCAGGCCUAAUCAAGUUGAUGUUGCGUAUGCAACUAUUUCCCCGUCUUCAAGAGCCAAUUCGGUCCUGCAGAUGAAUAUGGGUCAAGCUGCUGUUUUAUCAGACACUACAAAGCUUCUUCGUGUAGUUGUGCCAAAGGCGCUACUUCUUCAAACUUCCCAGGUACUUCAAGGAAGACUUGGUGGCUUGGUAGGGAGAGAAAUACGACAUGUUCCGUUUUCUCGCAGAACGCCUACUAGCCCGGAUAUGAUCAAUAGUUAUCUCAAAAUCCACAAAGACAUAAUGUCAUCUGCUGGCGUUAUCGUUGGUCUUCCGGAGCAUAUGAUGUCCUUCAAGCUUAGUGGCCAGCAGAGAUUGGUCGAUAACAAAUUGCCUGACGCAAAACAGAUGAUCAAAAUCAAUGAAUGGAUGCAAAAGGUCUGUCGUGAUGUUUUGGAUGAAUGUGACUUUACUCUAGCUCCUCGGACACAACUUAUAUACCCUAGUGGUACGCAGAGCACAGUAGAUGGCCACCCUCAACGAUGGGAGACUGCAGAGAAAUUGCUCGAACUAUUCUCCGGCCAUGUGUGGGGACUCUGGCAGAGAUACCCUAAAAGUAUCGAAGUGAUUCCAAGGCCUAAAGGUGGUUUUCCAAUUGUUUACUUCCUACGAAAGGAUGCGGAAGAAGCUUUGAUGAGCCUUAUCGUUAAGGAUAUCAUAGACGGUCGAACUUCAGUGAUUCCUGUUCAAGACUGUCGCCACUCAGAGCUUAUGGAUAUCAAAGCCUUCAUUUCAGAAGCAACAAUACCACCUAAAAUUGUCAAGCGGGUAUCCUCCUUGUUUCCAGACAAUUCUGCAGCGAGGCGGAAUAUAUAUCUGUUGCGGGGACUUUUAGUUCAUCGGAUUUUGCUUCUCACACUUAAAAAGCGCUGGAAUGUACAGUAUGGUCUCCAUCCUCUACGGGACCCUAUUGCGGUUCCAUUUACUGCAAAGGGGGUUCCAUCCGAACAAGCUGAAUGGGGACAUCCGGAUGUCGCCAUACUAUUUACCUGUUUAGCGUUUUAUCUCGGCGGGUUGGAGCUUCCACAGGUGAGGCAAUGCCUAGAUGGCCUUAUGAAAUCUAGUGACCCAUCAACCACAUAUGAGCAGUGGAGCAAUAGCUCAGAAACACUCCCUAAGAUCCUCCGUGACUGGAACACGAUAAACACCGAAGAUGAAUCACAAGUCCUCCAGCUUUGGAGUCAUCUCCGCUAUCAAAUGCCUCUCAUCAAUUAUUUUCUUAACCACUUUGUCUUUCCAAAACACGCAAAGCAAUUCAGGGUGAAAUUGCAAGCUUCAGGAUGGGAUAUUCCGUUGUCAUCACCCCGUGCCAACCCUGGAACAAUGACAACUGGGUUUAGCGGGACAAAUGAUAAUCGCACAGUACUUCCAUUAACAAUAGAACAAAAGGAUCUCAACUCGCUAGUGCAUACAAAUGCUGAAGUGUUAACCUUCAUUCUCCGGGCCCGCCAAUACGUGGUUGCUAAAGACACUGACGGAAAGCGUUUGACGGAAACAGGGCUCCUCGAGCUCCUGAGAAACAUGAAAAUACGAGUACUAAUUGACGCUGGAGCCCAAAUUCUCGAGAUGGACAAUUUGAGCUUAGUGAAGGAAUGGCUGCGGGUUGACUGGAAAGCCCCAGCAGCGAUGUAUUUCAAUACUGAGAACAAGCCAUAUAUCAUCUAUCGCAACGGCUAUCAAGUCCCCCUUCUAGCAUCUCCUUAUGCUGAUAACUUGGCAGACUGCCUUGUAUACCUUGACGAGGCUCAUACCCGAGGCACAGAUCUAAAAUUCCCCGGAGAUGCAAUUGGGGCCCUCACUCUUGGCCUGGGACAAACAAAAGAUCAUACUGUGCAAGCUGCUAUGAGAUUAAGACAGCUCGGUACCACACAAUCAAUUACAUUUUUCGCUCCCCCUGAAGUUCACUACAGUAUACUCGACUCUCGAGGACUGCAUGCUUCCGUUCCGGUAAAAGCUGCUGAUGUUGUCUACUGGCUCUUAGUCCAAACAUGCAUUGGCAUAGAGCAGAUUCAACCCCUAUACUUUUCUCAGGGUAUGGACUUUUGCCGCCGAACACAAGCAGCCUUGGAUAAUCCAAAGUGUUUGACCGAUCCAAACCAACGGCAACAAUAUUGUAAGGCUCUGCAACAAGAGGAAAUGCAAACUUUACAAGAGCUUUUUAAGCCAGUCGCGAAAGCAAAGUCGAGGGCUGCUGUAACAGCGUACUCCCCCCAAAUCGCAACGCAUGUUAAAAAUCUUGAACAGCGGCGGAAAGGUUUCCAGGAUUUUGGGGACGCUGUUCACAGCUCUGCUUUACAGGAGGUAGAACAGGAGAGAGAGGUCGCCUAUGAGGUUGAAGCCAUCCGGGAAGUUCAAAAAGCUCCUCGUUUCACGGCUUUAGUCUUUCCUGGCCUUCACGAAGAUAUCGAAAGGUUUUGUCGUACAGGGAUGUUGACAUCCUGUUCCUCGGGUUAUCAGCAAGCAUUCAUAGCUUUAAAAAAGACUGGGCUAGGACAAAAGCAUGGUAUUAACUCCAGUGCAACCUCAUCGAAAUUAUUUCUUUCCAAAGAGUUCUUGAGGACUAUACGUUUGCCAGUUGGCGAGUAUAAUGACAACUACAUACGUCAUGUAAACUGGGUAUUAUGGAGUCCUCUCUCAAAGGCUGCCCUUGUGAUUAUUCCUGAAGAAGCAGAGUUAUUGAUCCAUCUCCACCAGAAAUCAAAGCAUAUCCAUACUCAUUUACUGACCUAUGCCGCGCCCGUUACGCGUGGAAUGUUACGCUUCAACAAUUUAGAUUUUUAUUCCAUCCCGCGAUUACCCGAAAAUUGGAAAGCACCUUCUUGGCUGACUAUUGAGCUUGGAAUUCUAGCAGGCCGGGUAUAUUUUGAUUAUUCUGAAUAUGAACCAAUGUGCAAGUAUCUGGGGCUCGCGAGUUCAAUGGCCGAGAUAACUCCAGAUACUUUGGAGAGUGAUAUGUCAUUGACGAAGAUGCCAGAGGAGGACAUGGAGAAUACCGUCAAGACGAGCAAUCUCAGCUUUACAUCCAAACCACUGUCUUUCCUUCAGGAAUGGCUAGCUUUAAGACGGAAAGGGCAAGAGUUCAACAACACGCCAAUGGGCUAUAUAUGCCAGGGCAAAAUGUUAAACGAGAGAAAUGCAUUCUUCUCAUCUAGCAGAGAACUACGAGCGAACGUGCCCAAACUCAAAGCGAAAGGCAACAGUUCCGAUGAUGACGAAGACAUUGAAAGCCCCGAGGCAAGCGACUAA